Molecule: messenger RNA, 1504 nt
Organism: Chlorella variabilis
Lineage: Eukaryota; Viridiplantae; Chlorophyta; Trebouxiophyceae; Chlorellales; Chlorellaceae
Exons: 9
Coding region: 9-1337 (442 amino acids)
Cellular component (GO): nucleus; cytoplasm
Molecular function (GO): nicotinamide-nucleotide adenylyltransferase activity; ATP hydrolysis activity
Source: RefSeq, a predicted model, not a curated record
GCGACAUAAUGUCCAGCGGCCUGAGCACCUGCGUGGCUGCUAGGGCUCACCGGCUGCUUGUGUGGACUGUGGGCCAGACUGAUCGCUGCUCGUUUCGCGGGCAGGCGUUGUGGCAGCGGCCCUCACAGCGGCUUUUGAAUAGGGGCCUGGCCAGCCGAGGCGUGAGGGGCCCCGAUCGCACGCAGGCCAGGCAGCUGUCGGCCGCAGCCCUGCCCGCAGCAGAAACCAUGGACCCUGCAGUGGAGAAUGUGGUGGAGCGCAUUCACAGCUCCACAGCUCGCAUCGUCCUCUACUUGGGCGGCGGCGCCUCGCAGGCCGUGGGGUGGCUGCUGUCUGUGCCGGGUGCGUCCCGCACGGUACUGGACAUGCGCAUCCCCUACAGCCGCGCCAGCCUGACGGAUGUGCUUGGCGCGCCGCCGCAGGUCUACGCCUGCCCAGAGACGGCACAGGCCAUGGCGCGGGCCGCCUACCGCCAGGCCGCCAAGCUGUCGUCUUUCGGCACCGACAUCGUCGGCGUCGGCUGCACCUGCGCGCUGGCCACAGACCGCGAGAAGCGGGGGGAGCACAAGGCUUACAUCACCACCUACAACGGCAGCCAGGAGCGCAGCUUCUCGCUGCUUCUGGCCAAGAACGCGCGCAGCCGGCUGGGGGAGGACACGCUUGUGAGCAGGCUGCUGGUCAAGGCGGUGGCCGAGUCGAUGGGCCUCAGCGCGCAGGUCGGGCCGGCCGGCAGGGUGGGCGCUGGGCCGCGCAGGGCCUACCAGAACAGCGCCGCCGCGCCGCCAGCCAAGCCACCUGUUGCUUCCUCUCAAACCUGUCGGGAGUUAAGAGGGAGGAAGAGAGGCAUGGAGAGCGACUCCCUCGGGCUGCGCCGCCCCCUGCCGCAGGCUGCCGCCAGGCUGCGCCCCGACAUGGAGCCCUGCUUUGAGCUGUCCAUCGGCAACGCGGACAAGGGCCUGCUGCCGCUGGAGGAGAUCAAGCGCCGCGUCAGCCAGUUCACCUCCUCGGGACUGCCGCUGGUGGCGCCGCUGUUCACCCAGAAGGCCGACCUGUUCCACGACUCUGUGUUUGUGGUGGGGUACGACACCGCGGUACGCCUGGUGAAGCCAGACUACUACGGCUCAGACCAGGCCAUGCUGCUGCAGUUUGCCAAGCUGCGGCACCAGGGGUGCAGCUUCCUGGUGGCGGGGCGGUGCGACGAGGAGGGGCGCUUCCGCACGCUGGCAGACCUGGAGAUGCCAGACAUGCUGCCGCGGGGGGGUCUGUUUGAUGAGAUCCCCGCCGCCGACUUCCGAGCGGAUGUCUCCUCCACCGAGCUGCGCAACCUGGGCUUGUGAUGCGGCAGCAGCCGUCGCCUGCACGGCUUGCUGGCGGCAGGCUGCGGGGCUGGCAGCUGGGCAGAGAGCCGCCGCCUCGGCGUGGAGCCAGCCUUGGUUGAACUGCUGGGGAGACGCAUUGCAGAAGCAAAGUGAACGAAUGAUUUGGUUGAACACAAACAAACGUU